UGCAUCUUGCACAUUUAACAAAAAAGGCUUUAUUUAAAAAAAUAUCAGAUAGUAUUUGGCAUCAUAGGAGUUUCAAUUUUUGAUAUCCACGAAACAAUUUUGAACUUCUGGUGUCCAUAUAAGAUAAUAUCCGUUCUUUUUUUUUUGUUAACCUCCUUUCCGUUCUGUUUUAAUAUUCAACAAUACUCAUUUUCUCUGCCCUAUAUCUUCUUGUUAACGAAGAAAAGAGAAAUAUUUCCUAUCUUACAUAAAAAAAUGGGGAAAUUCCCAGCUGUGAUGAUCAUCCUCGCUUCUUCUCUUCUUUUUGUUCUUCACACCUCCAAAGUUGUUAAUGGCGCCAAGUGUUUCGGAAGCCUAGCAAUCAACAGUAGCUACGCUCAGAAUCGUCGCGAUCUCUUCUCUACUCUUGCUAAUAAAGUCGCCACUAACGGCGGAUUCUACAACGCUUCACUCGGCCAGUAUCCCAACAGAGUUUACGCUCUUGGCCUCUGCGCAAGAGGCUACGAGCAAAAAGCUUGUUUCAGUUGUGUUGAAAGCUUGACGCUGGAUACACAAAUAAGUUGUGGAAAUAUCACGGAUUCGUUCGUUUGGGACAACGACGAUGAAGACGGUGUUUCUUGUCUUGUACGUUCCUCAAACCACUUAAAUUUUGAGAACGACGAGCCUAGACCUCCUGUUACAGAUACAAGUAUUCAUCCUUUCGAGCUAUCUAUAAACAUGACCCUUUUCAUGCAACAGUGGGAAUACACGGUAAAUAAGACCCUGGAGGCUGCUAUAAAAGCUAAUACUUCCUCGGUACAUAAGUACUAUGGUGCGGUCGAAGCCGAGUUCACAGCGUUUCCUAAUGUUUACAUGUUGAUGCAAUGCACACCCGACAUAACUUCCCAGGAUUGCAAGAAAUGUUUGGGAGAUUGCUUGACGUACUUUAGAGAAGAGUUUCGGGGAAGAGUAGGGGAAACAGUUUUGGGCACGGCUAGUUUUCCCAGCUGUUUUUUCAGGUGGGAUCUACUUUCUUUCAAUGGUGCUUUUGAUAAUGUUACAAGAGUUCCAGCACUUCCUCGACCUCAGGCUCAGAAAAAGGGGAGCUCUAUACCAUAUAACAAAGGACUAAGCAUGCAUUGGGGAAUUAUCACGAUAAUUGUGGUUCUUACUUUCAUUAAUCUUGUGAUACUUAUUGGUCUCUACAAAGUCAAUGUUUGGAGGAGAAAAUUAAACAACGGAAUAAAUGGUGGUUGUACAGAAUACUCUGAUUCGGAUGGUCGGUUUAUGUUACGGUUUGAUCUUGGUAUGAUCUUAUCGGCAACGGCUGACUUUUCGCCUGAAAAUAAGCUUGGGCAAGGUGGAUUUGGUACGGUCUAUAAGGGGAUAUUACUGAAUGGGAAAGAGAUAGCGGUGAAGAGAUUAACCAGAUGUUCAGAAGGAGGUGUGGAGUUUAGAAAUGAGGUUUCACUCUUGAUAAGACUCCAGCAUAAGAAUCUGGUUAAGCUUCUUGGUUUCUGUAAUGAAAGAGAUGAAAAAAUUCUUGUCUACGAGUUUAUCCCCAACUCAAGCCUUGACGGCUUUAUCUUCGAUGAAGAGAAACGUUCGCUUCUUACAUGGGAAGUGAGGUUAAAGAUUAUAAAAGGCAUUGCUCGAGGUCUUAUUUAUCUCCAUGAAGAUUCUCAUCUGAAAAUUAUUCAUCGAGACUUGAAGGCAAACAACAUCCUCUUAGAUACAGAUAUGAACCCUAAAGUUGCAGAUUUUGGGACAGCAAGGCUGUUUGACACCGAUGAGACUAAAGCUGAAACACAACGAAUAGCUGGAACCCGUGGAUAUAUGGCUCCAGAAUACCUGAAUUACGGUCAAAUCUCAACAAAAUCUGAUGUAUAUAGCUUCGGUAUUGUGCUUCUAGAGAUGAUAAGUGGUCAAAGAAACAAUAGCUUUGAAGGAGAAGGAAUUGCAACUUUUGCAUGGAAGAGAUGGACUGAAGGAAGGCCUGAGAUUAUAACUGAUCCUUUAUUGGUAAAGAUUCCAAAUAAAGAGAUCAUAAAAUUUAUCCAAACUGGGUUGUUGUGUGUUCAAGAGAAUGCAACAAGAAGACCAACCAUGAGCAAUGUAAUAGUUUGGCUUGGUAGUGAGACCAUCACAAUUCCUUUGCCUAAGCCUCCUGCUUUCACAAGUAGGCAUUCCUAAUCUGAAGACUGUACAGUUUAAAAGAGCAAUGUCUUCACAGAGUUGAGUUCUCAUUGAGUUAUAAAUUCCUAAUCUGUAUGUUGUUUUUAGAUUUGUACCAAAUAUUCUAAUCGUAUAAUGUAUUGAAUUGAGAGAGUAGUAAAAAGAAUGAAUAUAUAUAAUGUAGGACCGCGAAUAUUCUUA
This is a messenger RNA of Brassica napus (rape), 2355 nucleotides long. Its product is annotated as putative cysteine-rich receptor-like protein kinase 39. NCBI's taxonomy places the organism in Eukaryota, Viridiplantae, Streptophyta, Magnoliopsida, Brassicales, Brassicaceae. The record is from RefSeq and is a predicted model, not a curated record. Bases 256 to 2172 code for a protein of 638 amino acids. Gene Ontology annotation, biological process: protein phosphorylation. Gene Ontology annotation, molecular function: protein kinase activity; ATP binding. The transcript has 7 exons.